AUGACCUGGGGCCAUCAAAAUUCAGAAAGCGACGCUCACGAUCAGCUUGACCAUGCGUUCGAGAGAGGUGUGAUUGGAAUCGACUGCGCCGAGAUGUACCCGGUUCCGCCAACAAAAGACUCUUCCGGUCGAACGGAAAAAUAUAUUGGCUCAUGGAUAAAGGAACGAGGUGGUGCGCCUUUUCGGGAAAAACUCGUACUCUGCUCGAAGGUUGCAGGAGGCGCUGCACCCGGUCGUGUGUUUUCUUGGAUACGAGGUGAGGAUCGGAGAGUGGAUAGAACCAACAUCAGGGAGGCUGUAGAUGGCAUCCUGUCCAGAUUAGGAACAAAUUACAUCGAUUUGCUGCAGAUUCACUGGCCUGAUCGGUAUGUCCCGAUGUUCGGUGCCGGUGCUUAUGACUUUUCGAAGGAGCGUUCGAGUGUCUCGUUUGAGGUACAGGUGUCCGCUAUGGAUGAGUUGAUCAGAGAAGGAAAGAUACGUAACUACGGGCUGAGCAAUGAAACAGCGUGGGGAGUGGCUCAGUUCGAUGCCGUAGCACGCAGACUUGGUGCGGCGGCACCGGUCUCUGUCCAGAACAACUACAGUUUAAUAUAUCGAGACUUUGAGGCUCAUUUGGCUGAAGCAUGUGCCCCAUCGAACGCAAACAUGCCUCUUCUUGCCUACAGUCCCUUAGCUGGUGGAGCUCUAACCGGAAAAUAUUUAUCAAAAGAGGUACCAGACGGAGCGCGAUUCACCGUAUAUCCAAACUACAUGAAGCGUUUCCAAAGUAGUCUUGCCUCAGCCGCUAUCGCUGAAUACCAGAAAAUAGCCGAUGAUGCCGGCCUCACACUCACUCAGCUGUCGCUGGCAUGGUGCAAGAGCAGAUGGUUUGUUCAAAGUACUAUCAUCGGAGCAACAUCCGUCGCACAACUCGACGAAGACUUGAAUUCGUUCGGUGUGGAACUCGAUAAGUCAACUAUCACUGCAGUCGAUAAACUUUAUGCCCGAUACCGUGACCCGUCAAGGACUUCCUAG
Chondrus crispus (carragheen) is the source of this 1014-nucleotide messenger RNA. RefSeq lists its product as hypothetical. The coding region runs from base 1 to 1014 and encodes 337 amino acids. Lineage: Eukaryota; Rhodophyta; Florideophyceae; Gigartinales; Gigartinaceae. The record is from RefSeq and is a predicted model, not a curated record. The transcript has a single exon. Gene Ontology annotation, molecular function: oxidoreductase activity.